CCGCGGCCUUCCUUUCUCUUCCGGCCCCAGGCGCUUCGGGAUCGGCCGAACCGGGUGAGCGCUAGGCGCACGGUGCAGACAUGGCGAAGUCCAAGAACCACACCACGCAUAAUCAGUCCCGAAAAUGGCACAGAAACGGCAUCAAGAAACCCCGAUCACAACGAUAUGAAUCUCUUAAGGGGGUGGACCCCAAGUUCCUGCGGAAUAUGCGCUUUGCCAAGAAGCACAACAAGAAGGGCCUAAAGAAGAUGCAGGCCAACAACGCCAAGGCCAUGAGUGCACGUGCUGAAGCUAUCAAGGCUCUUGUAAAACCCAAGGAGGUCAAGCCUAACAUCCCAAAGGGUGGCAGCCGCAAGCUCAGUCGACUUGCGUACAUUGCUCACCCCAAACUUGGGAAACGUGCUCGUGCUCGCAUCGCCAAGGGCCUCAGGUUCUGCCGGCCAAAGUCCCAGGCCAAGGCUCAGUCCAAGGCCAAGGCCACAGCUGGAGGUACAGCUGCAGCUCCAGUUCCUCCAGCCUCGGCUCCCAAAGGUGCCCAGGCCCCCACAAAAGCUCCACAAUAGAGGUGUUUAUCUGCCAAUGUGAGGACAGAAGGACUGGUGUGAUCCCUGGGCUGCUGUCUAUACGGGGCUGGUGUCCUGUGUUUGUACAAAUAAACCUGCCUCAGGAUCUGUCA
This is a messenger RNA of Sus scrofa (pig), 676 nucleotides long. It is a transcript of the gene RPL29, whose product is annotated as ribosomal protein L29. NCBI's taxonomy places the organism in Eukaryota, Metazoa, Chordata, Mammalia, Artiodactyla, Suidae. The record is from RefSeq and is a predicted model, not a curated record. Gene Ontology annotation, molecular function: structural constituent of ribosome. Gene Ontology annotation, cellular component: ribosome; cytosolic large ribosomal subunit. Gene Ontology annotation, biological process: cytoplasmic translation.